Messenger RNA from Spinacia oleracea (spinach), 1288 nucleotides. RefSeq lists its product as uncharacterized. Bases 303 to 1115 code for a protein of 270 amino acids. The record is from RefSeq and is a predicted model, not a curated record. The transcript has a single exon. Lineage: Eukaryota; Viridiplantae; Streptophyta; Magnoliopsida; Caryophyllales; Amaranthaceae.
GUCUUCCCCCAAUUCAGUGUUUCACAUCUAACACACUACACUUUACACCCUUUUGCCCUAUUCACCAAAUCACCUCCUACCUCCUUCCCACAACCAACAUUUUUGACAUUAAAUCUAUCAUCUUUUUCUCUCUCCUCUAUUCAUAGAGAGACACAAUAUUUGACAAAAUCCUCAUCAAUAUAUUCAGCGUUUAUCACAAUCAGAUAAGUUUGUUCUAAUUUUCAUCCUUUUUUUUUUCAUACAUAAACCACUUUCUUUUUUCUCCCAUCAACAAACUAAAAACUUUUGUUCAAGAAAGCAUAAUGAGAAACAAAUACACCCACCAACAUCUUCAACAAGAAGAUGAACAACAACACCAACACCAACAACAACAAAGGGCAAAAUUCUUACCAAUGUUAUGUUCAUCAUCAACCAAACAAGUGAUUAUUAAGCUUUCACACCGCCGUAACUCCUCCACCUCUUCCUCCUCCUCCUCCUCCUCCACCACCACCGCCUCUGAGGACCCGAUGUCUCCCCGGGUCGGGUGCAUGGGCCAAGUCAAGAGGAACAACAAGGUGGUUGGAUUUCCAUGUAGGAGUACUCCACCUACUUGUACUAAUUAUAUCAACACUGUUAAAAGUGACAGCAAAUAUAGCAGCAAUAGUAGUAUUGUUAAGUAUCAUAAGCUUAAGAGAUUCUUCUCUGCUAAAAGCCUCACCGGCAGUCCAACCACCACCGCCAUCGCCGCCGCUUCGGUUUCCAGGAGUGGGACCCACAAAGGGAAGAUGAUCAGUGCAGGAAGAAAUAAUAGUACUAAUAAUAGUAAGUCUAAUAAUAGUAAUAUUUGUAGUAUUAGGAGUAGAGGAACAAGGGUUCAUAAUAAAAGAGAUGAUCAUCAUGGUAUGAUUAUAUCAAGAUCCAAGAUUGCUGAGAAUUGUGCUAAUGAAAAUGAAAAGGGUAGUUUGGUAAAUUUGAUAGAGUUGGAUCCGCCAUUGCCGGUGGUGAAGCAGCUUCAGCAACAGGAGAAUAAUAAUGUGAGUUUAUGGAAGAGAAGAUCUGGAGCUCCAUUGAAGGGUUUACAGCUUCAAAUUGGGCAACAGAGUUCUGCUGUUUUAGUUCAACCAACUACUGUAUGACUCUCAUGAGAAGAAGAUAAAAUUGUUGUAAAUGAAAUGGAUUAAGGAGUAGUUGUUUCUUUUACCCUUUGAUUAUUUUAGUUUGAAUAGAAUUUGAUCUUAUAGAGCUCGGUUAUAUGAAUGUUUUACGGUUUAUGCAUCAAUAAAACUUUCGAAAAUCUAGUUCAUAUUCA